GCAAAAGAUAAGCAGCUGAAAGAAAAAGAAGGGCGGGCGAUAGAGAGAAGAGAACAAAUCCAAUUUCUCUUCUCCUUCUUUCUCUUUCUCUCUCUUCCUCACUAUCUUUCGCUCUAACAGGUGGUGGUGGAUAUCGCUGGCUCGCAUUACACGGUCCUAGAAGAACAAAACCGCUCAGGUCGGUGAAAAUUGGAUCCUCUUUUAGACUUCGUAGACCCUGUGUGAUUUUAUCCCUACCGGUAGAUAUAUUGAAGAAUCUCUUUUGUUCUCACCCUCCCUCGUUGUUGCUUUUCUUGAUUUGAACCCAUAUCCCAUCCUCCACUUCCCUGCAACCUGUUCCGAUUUUCCUCCCUCCGUUGGCUCUGAAUCCCAGACACCAGAAUCGUGAGAUGCACUUAGCUGAAUCCAAUUCAUUCUGCACUCCCAGCUGCUCUCCUUUGAAAUCUCGCCCCAAGAUUCAAUCCUGCGGAUCGGAUUCCCCUGCCGGCGAAUGGGGUCUUUCCAUCUGUUCAGCUCCUUCGAGGGCCUCCCGUUGCCGGAGAAGGUGUCGGUCGCCGUGCACUCGGCGCUGCUCCUCUUCUUCCUGUUCUUUGUCUGGGCCCGGCGGGUGCUCUCCGGCGGCCUCCGCCGUGUCUCGGCGUUCAAGGAGGAGCAGAUGGAUCCUAUUCCAGCCCACGCUAACUCGGGAGGUGGUCGAGUGGUGGUGGUCAGUAACUGGUUCAAGAUUUCAACCAUCUGUUGCUUCUAUGUUUCCUUGCUGCAGUUAGCGGUUCUUGGAUAUGAAACAGUGAACUUGGUGCGGAAAGGGUUCGAUUCGGGGGAUUAUUCCGUUCUUUGUUUGCCAUCCGUGCAAGCACUGGCUUGGCUGGUAUUAGGUUUGUCCGCGGUCCACUGUAAGUUUAAGGAGUCGGAGAAAUUUCCAGCCUUGGUUAGAUUGUGGUGGUUUCUCUCAUUCUCCCUCUGUGUCUACAUUGGUUAUGUGGAUGCUAAAGGUUUACUUGAUGAUUUAGUUAGCCUCAAUUCGCGUGUGAUAGCAAAUUAUGCUUCGGCCCCUGCGCUCGCAUUCCUUUGUCUUGUUGCAUUUCGCGGAGCAACGGGUGUGGAGGUGUAUGGGGACCUUCGGGAGCCAUUGCUUGGAGAAGAAGGAGAAGAAGCUGGUUGCCUUAAGGUUACCCCUUAUAGUGAAGCAGGCCUGCUAAGCCUUGGGACGCUAUCCUGGUUGAACCCCCUCUUGUCUGUUGGUGCAAAGAGGCCUCUUGAGCUGAGGGAUGUACCCUUGUUAGCCCCCAAGGACCGCGCCAAGACUUCCUACAAGAUCUUGAAUUUAAAUUGGGAGAGGUUGAAAGCUGAGAACCCUACCAGACAGCCCUCACUGGCAUUGGCCAUUUUUCAGUCAUUCUGGAAAGAAGCAGCUAUGAAUGGUGUUUUUGCUUUCUUGAAUACGGUAGUCUCCUAUGUUGGUCCUUAUUUGAUUAGCUAUUUUGUUGAUUACUUGAGUGGAAAUAUAGCUUUCCCGCAUGAAGGUUACAUUCUGGCAUCAAUUUUUUUUGUUGCUAAGUUGGUAGAGACUCUUACUAUUCGGCAAUGGUAUUUAGGAGUAGAUAUUUUGGGCAUGCAUGUUAGAUCAGGAUUAACAGCUAUGGUGUAUCAGAAGGGGCUGAGGCUAUCAAAUACAGCCCGACAAAGUCAUACGAGUGGUGAGAUUGUAAACUAUAUGGCGGUCGAUGUGCAAAGAGUGGGUGAUUACUCAUGGUAUCUUCACGAUAUAUGGAUGCUUCCCUUACAAAUUGUACUUGCUUUGGUAAUUUUGUAUAAGAAUGUUGGAGUUGCAUCGUUUGCAACACUGGUUGCUACCAUUAUCUCCAUUAUUGUUACUAUUCCUUUGGCAAAGAUGCAAGAAGACUACCAGGAUAAGCUAAUGGCAGCCAAAGAUGAACGAAUGAGGAAGACUUCUGAAUGUCUUAGAAACAUGAGGAUACUGAAGCUGCAGGCUUGGGAGGACAGAUACCGAUCAAAACUAGAAGAGAUGAGGAAUGUGGAAUUCAGGUGGCUCCAGAAAGCCCUUUACUCACAGGCCUUUGUCACCUUUAUCUUCUGGGGUUCUCCUAUUUUUGUGUCAAUUGUAACUUUUGGUACUUCUAUAUUGUUGGGUGAUCAGUUAACAGCUGGUGGUGUCCUUUCAGCUUUGGCCACUUUUCGAAUUCUCCAGGAACCUUUGAGGAAUUUUCCAGAUUUAGUCUCUAUGAUUGCUCAGACAAAAGUGUCCUUGGAUCGAAUAUUGGGAUUUCUGCAGGAGGAAGAGUUGCAAGGAGAUGCCACUAUAGCUAUUCCUCGAGGCAUCACAAACACAGCUAUAGAAAUCAAAGAUGGGGAGUUCUGUUGGGACCCUUCUUCUCCAAAGCAUACACUUUCAGCAAUACAGGUAAAAGUGGAUAGAGGGAUGCGUGUGGCAGUCUGUGGUGCUGUUGGUGCUGGAAAGUCAAGCUUUCUCUCUUGCAUACUUGGGGAGAUACCAAAAAUUUCUGGAGAAGUUAAAGUAUGUGGUUCUGCAGCUUAUGUCUCUCAGUCAGCUUGGAUACAGUCUGGAAACAUAGAGGAGAAUAUUCUUUUUGGAAGUCCGGUGGAUAAGCAAAGGUACAAGACUGUUCUCCAUGCUUGCUCACUCAAAAAAGAUUUGGAACUGUUCUCGCAUGGAGAUCAAACAAUCAUUGGAGAUAGAGGUAUUAAUCUAAGUGGUGGCCAGAAGCAAAGGGUGCAGCUUGCUAGAGCACUUUAUCAAGAUGCUGACAUAUAUUUACUUGACGAUCCCUUCAGUGCAGUUGAUGCACAUACAGGAAGUGAGUUGUUCAAGGAAUAUAUAAUGACAGCACUAGUUAAAAAGACUGUGAUCUUUGUCACCCAUCAAGUUGAAUUUCUCCCAGCUGCUGAUUUGAUACUGGUCCUUAAGGAGGGUUGUAUAAUCCAGGCUGGAAAAUAUGAAGAUCUUUUGGAAGCUGGAACUGACUUCGAUUUGUUGGUUUCAGCUCACCACGAAGCAAUUGAAGCAAUGGAUAUUCCAGAAGUCUCGUCUGAAGAUUCAGAAGAUUCGGCUGGUGCUGGGGAUGAUACUAUGUUCGGUAAAAAGUUGACAUCAAGUGCAAACAACCUUGAUACUUUGAACAGUGUAAUAUCAGAAAAUGAGCAGUCAUCUGAUAGAAAAGCUAUAAAGGAAAAAAAGAAAUCAAAGCGCAUGCGGAGGAAACAGCUAGUUCAAGAGGAAGAGCGAGAAAGGGGGAAAAUCAGCUUCAAGGUGUACUUAUCAUAUAUGGCUGCAGCAUAUAAAGGAACACUCAUACCUUUGAUUAUACUGGCGCAGGCAACAUUUCAGGUGCUUCAGAUUGCUAGCAGCUGGUGGAUGGCUUGGGCAAAUCCUCAGACUGCAGGAGAUGAACCAAAGACAAGCAGUGUGGUCCUUCUAGUUGUUUAUAUGGCACUUGCUUUUGGGAGUUCGUUGUUCAUAUUUGUUAGAGCUGUUCUUGUGGCUACCUUUGGCUUAGCAGCUGCACAGAAGUUGUUUGUAAAAAUGCUCAGAACUGUCUUUCGAGCUCCAAUGUCUUUCUUUGAUUCUACUCCUGCUGGACGGAUCUUAAAUCGUGUGUCUGUUGAUCAAAGUGUUGUAGAUCUUGAUAUUCCUUUCAGACUUGGUGGAUUUGCAUCAACAACAAUACAACUACUCGGUAUAGUGGGUGUGAUGACAAAGGUCACCUGGCAAGUUUUGCUUCUGAUUGUUCCCAUGGCUAUUGCUUGCUUAUGGAUGCAGAAAUACUACAUGGCUUCAUCAAGGGAACUAGUUAGGAUUGUUAGCAUCCAAAAAUCUCCUAUAAUCAAUCUAUUUGGAGAAUCCAUUGCUGGAGCUUCUACUAUUAGAGGUUUUGGUCAGGAGAGACGCUUUAUGAAGAGGAAUCUUUACUUGCUAGACUGUUUUGCUCGACCAUACUUCUGCAGUCUUGCAGCAAUUGAAUGGCUCUGCUUGCGUAUGGAAUUGCUAUCAACUUUUGUAUUUGCUUUCUGUAUGGCUCUUCUUGUGAGCUUUCCGCAUGGAAGCAUUGAUCCAAGUAUGGCAGGUCUUGCUGUAACAUAUGGCCUUAACUUGAAUGCUCGCUUGUCACGGUGGAUUUUGAGCUUUUGCAAACUUGAAAAUAAAGUUAUCUCUAUUGAGCGCAUUCAUCAAUAUUGCCAAAUCCCUGGAGAAGCCCCACCUGUUAUUGAAAACCAUCGCCCUCCAUCUUCAUGGCCAGAGAGUGGUAAAAUUGAACUGAUUGAUCUCAAGGUUCGUUACAAGGAGAACUUACCUACGGUGCUCCAUGGCAUAAACUGCACGUUUCCUGGUGGAAAAAAAAUUGGGAUUGUUGGGCGCACUGGUAGUGGUAAAUCAACUCUUAUACAGGCUUUGUUCCGCCUGAUUGAACCUUCAAGCGGGAAGAUCAUCAUUGACAACAUUGACAUAUCCACCAUUGGCCUCCAUGAUCUCCGGUCUCGGCUUAGUAUCAUCCCUCAAGAUCCAUCUUUGUUUGAGGGUACAAUAAGAGGCAAUCUUGACCCCCUUGAAGAGCACUCUGACCAUGAAGUCUGGCAGGCACUCGACAAAUGUCAGCUUGGAGAGGUGAUUCGCCAAAAAGAGCAAAAGCUUGACGCACUAGUCUUGGAGAACGGGGACAACUGGAGUGUUGGACAGCGCCAGCUUGUCUCCUUAGGGAGGGCUUUGCUGAAACAGGCACAAAUACUAGUGCUUGAUGAGGCAACAGCUUCUGUUGACACAGCCACAGAUAAUCUUAUUCAGAAGAUCAUUCGAACUGAAUUUCGGGAUUGCACAGUUUGCACCAUAGCACAUCGCAUCCCAACCGUUAUUGACAGUGAUCUUGUUUUGGUCCUUAAUGAUGGAAGAGUUGCAGAGUUUGACAGCCCGCUACGACUGUUGGAGGACAAGUCCUCCAUGUUUUUAAAGCUAGUCACCGAGUACUCCACGAGAUCAAGCAGCAUGACAGAUGGUUGAACUCAAGGAUACAAUCCUGGAAAGGACUGGUGUCUCCUGACCGAUGAAUCCGUCACUGCAUCAAGCAGUGCAGAGGAGUAUGGAGGCAAAACUUUAACACAUCAACUAACCUAACAGCCCUAGAAGAUAGGAAACAACUGUGGAAGAAGAUGCAGGCUUGAUCAAAAAUGCCUCAAGUUUACAGGCGGUUUGAGCAGAAUCCAUAUCACUACUUGAACUGAUUUUGUAGGAGUGAAUGGAAAAUAAUGAAAGAGGUCAACAGUUUUACCACUAAACAAAUUUUGACAUCAAGCAGGUUCUAUUUGUCCAAACAGAAAUGGCUAACAUUUUGUCCUUCCUGGACUCCCAUCCAAGUUCUAACGAGGUUGCCCUUUUAGUUGUUUUUG
Messenger RNA from Elaeis guineensis (African oil palm), 5418 nucleotides. Its product is annotated as ABC transporter C family member 5. Gene Ontology annotation, molecular function: ATP hydrolysis activity; ABC-type transporter activity; ATP binding. The record is from RefSeq and is a predicted model, not a curated record. Gene Ontology annotation, cellular component: membrane. Gene Ontology annotation, biological process: transmembrane transport. Lineage: Eukaryota; Viridiplantae; Streptophyta; Magnoliopsida; Arecales; Arecaceae.